Messenger RNA from Camellia sinensis, 1874 nucleotides. The record is from RefSeq and is a predicted model, not a curated record. NCBI's taxonomy places the organism in Eukaryota, Viridiplantae, Streptophyta, Magnoliopsida, Ericales, Theaceae.
GUUAGAUUGAAGUGCCAGAGGAAACCGAUGUGGUUAAGACUGGAAGAUUCCUACUGCAUAUGAACAAGUUCCUGAUAUGGGAUGGAAGCAACAUGCUGUUCGCAGAUACACUGACGGUUACAUUCCAUCGAACUCCAAAUGCCCUUUUUCUCCUCUGCCGUCGAUGCAAUACCCACCUUUGCCUUGGCUGAUCAUUUUAUGCGUCUCAUCCUAUGUCGACGUGGAUGUCUCCAAAGUACAUUAUCGAAUGGAGCGUACUAACAUGGUUACUGAUGUCUACCAUUACGGUUGCAAGAAGUUUUUGGGUUUUAAAUUUGUUUUAGUGCCAGUGGAAACCAAGGUAGUAGAGACCGGAAGAUUCCUACUGUAUUUGGAAAAGCUACGGAGGUGGGAUGGAAACAAUUUGGUGUAUGGACAUACAAUUGAACUUGUUGAAAAUGCUUGAAUAGACAGACCGUAAAGAAGACAUUCACAAUGACAACUAAUGAAGAAUUCAUAUAUACAUAUGAUAUCAAAUUCAUCCAUUUUUUUGUUACUCUUGAAAUUCUGAUUUAGUGUUUUCUCUAGUUCAUGCGACACUCUAUACGGAGCAAGAGGCAUGAAGCUAGUAGUUGUUUUUAGACUAAAGGGAUUGUUUGGUGUAAGAUUUUUUUUCCACUGUUUAGGAUAAGUGCUUUUUAUGUGUGUACUACUAUUAUUACAAUAGAAAGCUAAUUUUAGACAAUGUUUGAAGAAUAGCUUUAUCUACACAUAUUUUGCAAUUAGCUUUACUUUCUAUUAUUUGUUCUUUUCUUCUUUUUUUUCUUCUUUUUCCUAUGCGAUUCAAAAUAAGGAUUUUGAACAUGUGAGUUUGGAUAGAGAGAAAUUAGGGGAAUGUAAGUGAGAAAAUUGCAAACUAAAAGAUUAGAACUUCGUAAAUUGUCUGUUAAAUUGCACGACAUGAAUAAUAGAAAUGGAGAAGGCUAAAAGAAAUUUGACAACCCUUUUAGGCAUAUGCAUAGCUUCAAAUGAAGUACUGCUCUUAAAGUUCACAUAGAAUGAAACAUGUGGAGGACACCUUCCAAAUAAAGAGUCCCAAAGAAAUUUUAUACUGUUAAAUUGUGCUUUUUACGCAUUUAAGAUUUUUAUUAUAUUUUUCAGAAGAAUCACAUACUGAAUUGAGUUUAAUAAAAUUAGUUCAAAAGUUUUAGAAAAAGCAUUUAUUCAACUAAAAAGUGAAGAUCUAAAAUAUAAAUAAGAAAAUGAGGCAACAUAUGAGCAAACAUGCAUGGGUGUAAAACUGAGUUUGCCUUGUUGCCAUAGGCAUUAAUUCUGGAGGUUUCGGUAUUGCUUUUUUUUUCUUCUUUUUUUUCUUUUUCUUUUUUGGGUAUGGGGAUUUUGGUAUUGCUUUUCUAGUUGUUUCGCGGGGUUUCAUCGUUACAGUUGAUGCUUCUUUUUGUUGAGAUUCAACACUUGGGGUGACUAAAGUUUUUUGCUUGUAACAUAUCUUUACUUCACUUCUAUUGUUUAUUUACCUUAUUUAUUUGCAUAUCCCAAGUUGUUAAGACUUUAUUUGGAUCUUAGAUUCUUGGAAGGGUAAAAAACAAGUGAAUGAAAUAGAAGCAAAAUCUCUUCUUUUUAUUUUUCCUUUUUUAUUUAUUUUUUGAAUUUUCUCUUUCUUUUUCUUUCCUCACAAAUUUGGGAUCCAAACAAGCAUGCCCAUGACCAAACAAAUUUUUUUUUUGGAGGAGGACCGUCCAUCUCUACUAAUUCAGUGUCAUUUGCAACUUCAAUUUUUUGUGUGCUAAUUGCUUAGAAGAUCUGUUUCGAUUCGAUUCGAUUCAUUUAAAACUUUGCAACUUUAACUAUGCUGUUUGUUUUUUUUUUUGUUUUUU